AAACCAACGCACUGGGAGAAAGAUGGCGCUCCUAGUCCGAUGAUGCCCAACGAAGCUCGUCUUCGUAACCUGACGUACUCGUCCCCCCUUUAUGUCGACAUCACUAAAAAAGUCAUUAGGGAUGGGCAAGAACCAGUCGUUACAAAUCAUCAGAAAACUUUCUUGGUUAGGAAGAGUAAAAUCCCCAUAAUUUUGCGAUCCACGUACUGUUUGCUUAGUGGAUUGACAGAUCGUGAUUUGACAGAAUUGAACGAAUGUCCACUUGACCCUGGGGGCUAUUUCAUCAUCAAUGAUACCGAAAAAGUU
Molecule: messenger RNA, 306 nt
Organism: Helobdella robusta
Lineage: Eukaryota; Metazoa; Annelida; Clitellata; Rhynchobdellida; Glossiphoniidae
Exons: 2
Biological process (GO): DNA-templated transcription
Cellular component (GO): RNA polymerase II, core complex
Molecular function (GO): DNA binding; ribonucleoside binding; DNA-directed RNA polymerase activity
Source: RefSeq, a predicted model, not a curated record